AAUGGCGCAAGCAUCUAGAAUAAAACAUAUAUUUAUUACCGGACCUCCAGGUAUUGGAAAAACAACACUAAUUCGACGAGUACACGAAGAGUUAACAAAGAAGAACAUUAAAUGUAGAGGCUUCUAUACAGAAGAACUUCGAGAGAGAAGUGGUCGUAUUGGUUUUGAUAUUGUAACUUUGGAUAACGAAAGACAAUCGCUAGCCCGACUUAGUUCCUUAUGUCCUGCCGAAAAAGGACCUCAAGUAGGUCGCUAUACGGUGAAUUUAAGGUCUUUUGAAUCAUUAGCUGUCGACUCUCUAAGUACGAAUGGGAACAAAAUUUGUAUCGUUGACGAAAUUGGGAAAAUGGAGUUGUUUAGCGAAAAAUUUAAGAAAGCUGUAACUGAACUUUUCAAGCAGGACCUAAUUAUUUUAGCAACAGUUCCUGAAAAAAGAUUUGGUUCAUCUUUAAAUUUUGUCGAAAACUUAUGCAAACGUUCCGACGUGAAACUAAUAACAAUAGCUAGAUCUAAUAGAGAUCAAAUGGUUUCAGAAGUUUUAAAUUCACUACUAUCUAUGAGCGACUUAUAA
Dimorphilus gyrociliatus is the source of this 571-nucleotide messenger RNA. The record is from the annotation of a GenBank genome assembly. Lineage: Eukaryota; Metazoa; Annelida; Polychaeta; Dinophilidae.